AUGGUGUUGUGCAUUAUGACAUCUCGGACGGUUAUGUUUGACACGCAAGCCUUUGUGUCAUCUUUUCCGAGUCCUCCAAUGCUAAUGCCGUGUCCAGGGCCACAAUUAAUGUUGUGUAUGUACACAUUUGAGCUGCGAAUGAGCACAUCUUUGGAGUUCUGCAAAUGUAUUCCAUCAGUAUUUGGGCUGUUGCCCGGGGACGAAACCGUAAAAUUGUACACAGACACUCCAAUGCAGUUGUCAAACUUUAGAUGGCACUGCGCGCUGUUUUGGAUUGUGAUGCCAGUGACUGUUACAUUAAAACUCCCAGGAUCUUCGUCAAAAGGAGAGCUUUCCCACCAAACGGCCCCAUUUCCAUCUAUUAAGCCGCUCCCUUUGAUUGUGAGCCCGACAAGUUUGGAAAACUCGAGCCAUUGGAGAAGGCCCGAACCCCAAGGGCCCGAGCUUUUGGGGGCAAUUAUUUAUGGGCCGGAAAACGAAAUGGGGCCCACCAGAAAUACAUAUUCUGCGGGAACAUUUAUUACAGAGGCUUCAACCUUGCAAGCAGCUGCCCACGCAGCUUGGAAUGCCUACGACCAACUUCCGGUGGCGGCAAUGGUGGCGGUGGAACUGCCGGAGGAGGGCUUUUCACAGCUCCAGCUGGCGGCAAUGACGGCGGUGGAACUGCCGGAGGAGGGCUUUUUACAGCUCCAGCUGGCGGCAAUGGAGGCCGGGUUUUGUAGAUUGUCUCCAAUGUCUUCCAACUCUUCUUGCAUUACAAGUCUCCAUCUAAGGACACUUCUGAUAACUAUCCAUGCCAAUGCCAACAAUUUGGUUUGGUGCAUUGCAUUCUGUAGGAUUUCGUGGAAUAACCCUGUUUUAGUUAAUGUAUGA
Messenger RNA from Striga asiatica, 873 nucleotides. NCBI's taxonomy places the organism in Eukaryota, Viridiplantae, Streptophyta, Magnoliopsida, Lamiales, Orobanchaceae. The record is from the annotation of a GenBank genome assembly.